AUAUAUUCUCUCUCUAUCCUUUCUACGAUACAAGAUUAUCAUUAAAAUAGUUAUCGACUAUCAUUGCUGAUAAAUGUUCAGUAUUUAUCGGUGAGAUGGAGCAAUAGUGGGGGAAAAUCGACGAAAAUGACGUAUCUCGUUAAAUGUUGGUUUGUGUCACCCGAAUUUGUUAGAAAUUAAUGAAGUAUGGAGUGGAGUGUGAAAUACGUUGUGAUUACUUGAGACUGUCGAUACCGAUAAUAUUUAUUAACUAUUAAGUAGACAUAAUAACACCAUGUCAGGCACGAAGACUGAUGCGAACAAAGACGACAAUCUAAAGAGACAGGGUUCGUUCAGGAAACUGUUACCUUUAGACACAAAUGGAGAUUCUCAAUUAAGCAUGUCUGUAAAAAUGAUCGACAGACCUACCAUUUCUCAAACCAAUAAGGAAUACUCAAUCUACUUGCAAGAAUAUAAUGUUUUAUCUGAGUAUAAGAUGUUGUGUUCCCAGGACUUAAAAGGCAUUUAUGUCGUACCAUCAGCACAAAAUUCUCUGUUAUGGUUUGGUGUACAAUUCGUUAGACAAGGAAUCUACCAAGGAGGCAUCUUCAGAUUCACCAUUACAUUGCCACAAAAUUUCCCAGAUGGUGGUUGUCCUAGAGUUACAUUUCAAACAUCAGUUUUUCAUCCUCUAAUUGAUCCUGAAUCUGGAGAGUUGUGCACUUCCUGGGGGUUCACAGAAUGGAGAAGAAGUAAUAGAAUAUGGCAAUUAGUACAAUUUAUAACUAAAAUACUCAGCAAAGUUGACAUUAAAAUGACUCCUGUGAACCAGGAAGCAUCUAUGUUAUUAGAAAAUAAUUUUGAAGAGUUUCGUGAUCGAGUUAAAAAAUGCUUGAAAGAAAGUUUGGAUAAUGCUUACAAUCCACCUAUGGUGAACGAUCCGCAUUACAUAGCUUUUGCUCGAUAUAAUAGCGAACUUCAUGACUCUGUUAAACAAGCCAUUUACAAACCGAAGGAGGAAGAAGAAAAUAAAACGUUGGGUUUAUCUUGGGUGCAACCGGGUUCCCUACAGCCGUUCUCGAAGCCUGAAGCAAGAUAACAAGUGGUUCAAAUAUUUAUAUUAUAUUGAAACAGUAUACGUCCGCAUGAGAUAAAAAUAACUAUACGCAGUAACAGAGGGGAUAAAUAACAUUGUAUUUUUAUAUUAGUAGAAAGUAAAAGAUACUAUACGUAUAAUUAUUAAAUAUUAUGGUUUAAACAUGGA
Messenger RNA from Megalopta genalis, 1243 nucleotides. Its product is annotated as protein crossbronx homolog. The record is from RefSeq and is a predicted model, not a curated record. Lineage: Eukaryota; Metazoa; Arthropoda; Insecta; Hymenoptera; Halictidae.